Molecule: messenger RNA, 1365 nt
Organism: Saccharomyces mikatae IFO 1815
Lineage: Eukaryota; Fungi; Ascomycota; Saccharomycetes; Saccharomycetales; Saccharomycetaceae
Exons: 1
Coding region: 1-1365 (454 amino acids)
Source: RefSeq, a predicted model, not a curated record
AUGCAUGGACCUACACCGAAAGCUAUAUCCCUCAAUGCGAGAAGCGUGAAGAGACCAAGAAGAGCACCUAAGCUUGUAGUCUCCACACAGGCCAUGAACAGGCUAUCUAACGUAACACUCUCUGCUGAACAAGAAAAAUUGAGGGAGCGUGUUUUGUCGUUCAUGCGUUCAAACUUAACUCAGUACAAGUCCGACUGGAAGCAUCCCGCCAUGUUUGUGAUCCAAGGGGACGCAGGUACAGGCAAGUCUGUGAUUCUAAACUCCUUGUUCAAUGAAAUUCAGAAACUAUCCCAGUUCUCACCUUCUUCUGAAGAUAUCUUACAUGGGACACAUAAUUACCUGGUAGUCAACCAUCCCGAGAUGUUGAAGUUAUAUAUCCGGAUUAGCGACGGUUUCAAAUAUAUUACUAAAUCGUCACUAGAACGGCCCACUUCAUUGAUCAACAGUCUACAGAAGAAGAACGCCAUGGCGGAUAUAGUGAUUGUAGAUGAAGCACAUUUGUUAGCCACCUCUAAGGAUGCCUUCAAAAGAUUCUAUGGCGAAAACCAUUUGAAAGAUUUGAUGUCCCUCUGUAAAGUGCUUGUCCUAGUUUACGAUGAUAAACAAGCCUUGAGAAUGGGGUCCUAUUGGGACGAAAAUUCCAAAAAUGGUGCCACUUUGAAGGACUUCUAUAAUCAGAUUCCAUCACAAUCUAGGGAUUGGUACACUUUGAAACAGCAAUUUAGGGUUGCUGCUCCACAAAACGUGUUGAAUUGGAUCGACCAGAUCAGCGUUUCAGGAAAGAUCCCACAAAUUGAAUCUGUACUACCCAAGGGUAAAACCGAUGGUGUCGAUGAUAAAACCAAAGAUUUUGACUUCAAAAUUUGGGACGAUUGUGGUGCCAUGUAUGAGGCCAUUAAGGAAAAAGACCGCCAAUAUGGUCAAUGUAGAAUGUUGUCCACAUACGAUUUUCCCUACCGCCUGGAUGGGAAGGACUACUAUGUUGAAUGUGGUGACAAUUUCAAAGUUCGUUGGGAUCGUUAUACGCCGCGUGAAGUGACACCUUGGAGUGAACGUGGCGAUACCAUUGAUGAGGUAGGAAGUGUAUACACUAUCCAGGGGUUUGAUCUGAAUUAUGCUGGUGUGAUCCUGGGCCGCUCCAUCGGGUUUGAUGCGGCCAACAAUUGCAUAAAACUUAGACCAGAGUUGUAUGAUGAUAGGGCCGGCUUCACCAAAAAGAAAAACAUUCACAAUGCAGAUGAUGUCAAACAAAAGAUCAUUAUGAACAGUAUUAACGUUCUUUUAACUCGUGGUGUACGUGGACUGUAUGUCUAUGCCUAUGAUCCUGAGCUAAGAGAAAAACUGCUUCGUCCAUCAAAAAAAUGA